AUGUUGUGCAUCCCCAAGGCGAAUCACAAAAAGCUCGUCGACGAUUGCUAUCCGCCACCCAAAGCGAUAGCGGGCUCUGCACCUGAAUACCGGCCGAAUUCCAAUGAGAUGGGCCGUCUGAGCUACUAUGCUCAGAGCAAGCCGGCGAAGCUGCUCAAAAUUGGCAAGGUGAUCGACGCUCGCGCUGUGAGUGAGGCGCGUGCUUUCCAGGGUGCGCCGAAUGAUAGGAACAAAGCGCAGCUGAUGAUCACACUGGCUGUGCUCAAGGAGCUGGUGUCACAGUCACACGGCCUAGUGUACUUAGCCCCGACGGUGCAGUCUGUUCUCUCGCAUGCCCUUCAAGCUGCCACAGUUCGAGGCUCGGGUCUGCGGGACGGCGAUGUGAGCGCUCGUGCUGCGAAUACGUUUGCUACCUACGUCAAAGCGCUGCCUGGUGGCGCGAUGGAGACGGACGAAGGUGUUUCGCGCUCUGUGUAUCAAGUACUCACCGAAUUGGCGCGUCUCGCUGAUCCGAUCCAAGGCCGUGGUGGGAUGAAUGAGCGUGGUUUGCUACAAUGCUUGGCAGGUAUGGAUGGUAUGGUGAAGUCGCCAAUCAUUCAUACGUCGGCGUUCCCUCGGCUUUUGUCCCACAUCUUGCCGGUGCUUUUCGAGACGAUCAGCCUUCACCAUGUGCCACUCACACAGACAGCCGACAUUGCGAGCAGUACCAUGGACAACAGUGUAGAGCUGUCUUCCUCUGAUGCGCAAUCACCGGGGCCUACACAGACCGUGCAAGCUGCGCUGUUGGUUCUGCGCCAAAUCCUCGCCUCCAGUGACGCGAUGCAGAUGCGUGCUGUGAUGCAACAGACACUUGCGUGGCUUGAUACGCGUGAUGAACGUUGGAAGGAUGAGGAAUGGUCCGUGUGGAUCCUUGGAGUGCUUGCGCAAUGGGCACGUCCCGCCUCACGUUACGUAGUGCCUCACUCUCUGGUGGAUACACUGACGGACCAGUCUACGCAGCGUCAAGUGGCACUACGGGAGACGCGAAUCCUCCAGGCACUGCAUAUGAUUCUGGUGAGCAAGACGGAGAUUGUCGGCUUGAACAUGUCGGAAAUGUUGGACGGACAUGUUCAUUUCAUGCUCUCGCACGUCGAACAGGAUCCAUACGAUCCCACUGUGAGCGCUGCCAUUGAUGCUAUUGGGCACAUGGCGACACACGCACGGUAUGGUGACCAGCUUGACGACUUUGUGCAGCAGAUCAUGCCGCACAUUGUGAGCGUUCGAGACGGAUCGCUGCCGUUGGAUGUCAAGCAGAACAGCAUUUGUGCGCUAUUGCACAGUCUUAUGGCCAUUUUCCGCUCGAACAAUGGAUCGUUCCAUGUGCCAGUGAGUGCCUGGGCCUCUACCGAGUCGCUUCUUCUGUCGACAAGCUCGGUCGUGCGUGCCACAUACCUGCAGGCAUUGUGCGUGUACUUGCAUCAAGAGCAGGAUCGCAUUGCCAAUGGCCAGGCGGCGCAUGAAGGCAACAGUGACUCACUUGGGUUCUUGCAUUCCUUUGCGGCUCACGUGGUGGCACUUGUGUCGUCGGGUAUGCCCACCUCGUCAGCGACUGUGUCUAUGCCAAACAUGCCACUACUUCGUUGCACUCCCUCGGACUUUGCCCUACUUCAUCAGGCCCUGGAUGCUCUUCUGAUCGUUGUGCCAGCCGCUGCUAUGCUGGCAUUUACACCUGCUCUCUUUGUCCUGGAUCAAACGUCCGGCACGCCUUUGACAGGGCAAAUGGCACAGGCCGAGCAAAGCAUGACGUGCCGAUGGCUUGUGGCCACGCUGCUAGCGCGUCUAGGCUCCGUGUGGCAGGUACCGUCGCUCGUGGAGUACGCUCACGCCACUCUCUUGCCGACGUUGGAAGGCAUUCGGCCUGCAACGCCUGCUUUGCCGGAGCGCUAUGAACCUAUCCAGGAGCUGCCUGUCUUCUCGCCCGGCGCUCGGGCCACCACGUUGCCACCGCCUAGGGACGCAUCGUGGGUCGCAGAGCAGCUCUCUGCUACGCCCACCGUGCAGUCCGCUUCGCAUGUCGAUCACGCGACUUUGUGCACGUGGCUCUUGCGUCCUUGGAGUGUCGCCAGUGCGCUGCAAGAUGCUCGCACUGCGGCGCGACCUACCGCGACACGGCUGUCGAAUAUGCAAGGCACGCCGGCUGUUCGUACCACGUCCCAUCUACUGCGUGGCAACUCGAUGAGCGUAAGUCAGCUUCGUCAGGUUCUUGCGUCACAGACGCAAGGUCAUUCAUCGAUUCCCAUGUCGAUGGCGUCUGGUCGCGCGUCGAACAUGUCGUCGUCGUCACGCCGACGUGCGCGCAGCAUUACAUCGUCUGAUAGUCACGAUGUUGGCGACGUCCUUGAUCGUUUCAGCGUGAGUCCCAGCCGGACAGGACACGCACGCCAUGCAUCAGGCCAAGCAGCGUUGAUGGCCACGCCCUCAGCACCCUCUCCGGUUCUGGCUACCCCGACGCCGCUCUCCCCAGUUACCCUCUCUUCGCCUCCUCGCAUGGUGUCUGUGUCGGCACCAGAUACACCUCAGGUGAUUGAGGUGGCACCGCCACGUUCGACGCCUAUUAUGACAUCGUAG
Malassezia pachydermatis is the source of this 2607-nucleotide messenger RNA. Its product is annotated as cellular morphogenesis-related protein. Bases 1 to 2607 code for a protein of 868 amino acids. The record is from RefSeq and is a predicted model, not a curated record. Lineage: Eukaryota; Fungi; Basidiomycota; Malasseziomycetes; Malasseziales; Malasseziaceae. Gene Ontology annotation, biological process: protein localization to plasma membrane. The transcript has a single exon.